AGUGGACUAAUAACAAACUUUUUAGAUUUUAGCUUCAAUAUUCUUCAACUGCUCCACCCGUUUCCUUGUUUGAUUGAGCAAAUUUCAUGUGUCCACCUUCGAGCUAACUUCACCGCAACCUCCAAUCAGUCAUCUCGUCUGUAAUUGUUUAGACUUAGUUGGUUUAAGCAGGUGUCAUUUUGUUAAAUCGCCGUUUCCUUUUUUGUCUUUUUCUUUGUCUCUCUUGUACUUCUAAGGUUCUUUGUAUGUAAUUGGUAAGCAUAAGCCGGAGGAUAAUCAUAUAACAACAACAACUACUCCAAAUUAAGCCAAAACAAAGCUUUACGUAACCAGAAAACUGUAUUUCUGUUUCUAAUUUUAUUUGACUUCACGCUUGUUACAUGAAGAAGAGGAAAGCAUGCCUGUAUUGCUUUUGAAAGAUACUUGGUUUUUGCAGCGCAGAAGCCAAGUUUUCAUGCCUCCCAAGUUUUUUCAGAGAUUGUAUUUGGAUGUACUUGGGUUUGUUUUUGUACUUUCGCCAAGUCUCUUUUAACAGAAAGAACUGUACCCUAUUUGUUAAAAGUGCCUUGAAAUGCACGCACUCUUUUUAUAUCUUUUCAUUGAAGCUCUCUAGUUUUUCACUUGGGCAUCUGUAAAAGUCUCUUGGUUUUCAGCGAUCAUGUGUUCAUCGAUAAAAUGGGCACUGUUUUUGGUGUUCGAGAAGAAAGUUGAUGGUUUUUGGUUUUGUCUAUGAAUGGUGUUUAAAAGGUGAGUUUUUUUUUCCCCUUUUCUUGUGGAUGUUCGGAAAUGAAGCAGAAGGGUUUAGGAGAGUCGGUGGGGAAGGUAGUGGUGGUUGCUGUAAAAGCAUCAAAGGAGAUCCCAAGAUCUGCUUUGAUGUGGGCUUUGACUCAUGUUGUUCAACCUGGUGAUUGCAUUAAGUUUCUUGUGGUUACCCCUGCUCUUCCUUCAGGUAAAAAGAUAUGGGGGCUUUCAAGAUUCACCAGUGAUUGCACCACUUCUCAAUGGAGAUCCCUCUCAGGAACUAGUGCAGAUCAGAAGGAUGAUAUUGUAGAUUCAUGCUCCCAAAUGAUGCAUCAGCUACAUGAUAUUUAUGACCCAGAGAAGAUAAAAGUCAGGGUAAAAAUUGUCUCUGGUUCACCCUGUGGAGUUGUGGCUGCUGAAGCGAAGAAAGCUCAAUCAAACUGGGUUAUAUUGGAUAAACAACUGAAACAUGAGAAGAAAUGUUGCAUGGACGAGCUACAAUGCAAUGUUGUGGUUAUGAAACGAUCUCAACCAAAGGUUCUUCGUUUGAAUUUAAUUGGAACACCAGCAAUUGAAUCUCAACUGGCUUGCCCAUUACCCUUUGAUUCAGAGGUACCUUUGAAACGCUCAUACAUGAUUAAAGCGCCAUUUGUGACUCCUGCAAGUAGUCCAGAGAAAGAGUCAUCAUUAACUGCAACAGAUUUUGGAACCUUGUCAAUGCCAAGUGCAGAUCCAGGGACCUUACCAUUUGCUAUCUCUGGAAUUUAUGGGAACCUGAAGAAAGAGUGCUCAUUUAUCUGUGAAGAAAGGCUACAUUUUUUUGGACCUGAUAGUGAUACAGAUGGUGAAAGUGCGGGUCCACCUUCUACAAGCUCUAGUUCCCAGCCAUGGUUGAGCGAGACUUUCAGCUCUAGUGGUGAAUCCAUAAAACAUUCAGAGGGAAGAUCACAAAGAGCCAAUGGUCCAGCUCUGACUUCCACAUAUGAGUUACUGUUGGAAAAGUUAUCUACUCUGAAUCGAGAACCUGAUAUCGGUGUGCUGAAUUAUAGGCUGGAUCUGAAGGUGAGCAAAAGUGUGAGAGAGGCAGUUUCAUUGUCCCGAAAUAAACCGCCAGGCCCUCCUCCAUUAUGUUCAAUAUGUCAACACAAGGCACCUGUAUUUGGCAAUCCUCCAAGGUGGUUCACGUAUGCUGAAUUGGAGCUGGCUACUGAUAAAUUUUCACAAAGAAAUUUCUUGGCUGAAGGUGGAUUUGGUUCUGUGCACCGGGGUGUCUUACCUGAUGGCCAGGUUGUUGCUGUCAAGCAACAUAAAUUGGCAAGUUCUCAAGGUGAUAAAGAAUUUUGUUCAGAAGUUGAGGUUUUAAGUUGCGCACAACAUCGCAAUGUUGUGAUGCUGAUUGGAUUCUGUGUGGAGGAUGGGAAGAGAUUGCUAGUUUAUGAAUACAUUUGCAAUGGGUCUUUGGAUUCUCAUCUUUAUGGACGUGAUCGAGAACCAUUGGAAUGGUCUGCAAGGCAAAAAAUUGCUGUAAGAGCAGCUCGAGGGUUGAGAUACCUUCAUGAAGAAUGCAGAGUGGGUUGUAUUGUCCACCGUGAUAUGCGCCCUAACAAUAUUCUUGUCACUCAUGAUUUUGAACCAUUAGUUGGGGAUUUUGGAUUAGCAAGGUGGCAACCAGAUGGAGACUUGGGAGUGGAAACAAGAGUAAUAGGAACAUUUGGGUAUUUAGCUCCAGAAUAUGCACAAAGUGGUCAAAUCACAGAAAAAGCUGAUGUCUACUCCUUUGGAGUGGUAUUAGUGGAGCUUAUUACAGGAAGGAAAGCUAUGGAUUUAUCCAGGCCAAAAGGUCAGCAGUGCCUCACCGAAUGGGCUCGCCCUUUACUUCUAAGACACGCCAUUGAUGAACUGGUUGACCCUAGCUUAGGCAAAUGCUACUCAGAGCAAGAGGUUUUUGGCAUGCUGCAAUGUGCCUCCUUCUGCAUCCGUCGAGACCCUCAUAAAAGGCCUCGUAUGUCACAAGUGCUUCGGAUGUUGGAAGGGGACAUUCUCAUGAAUUCAAAAAGUGACAUUUGAGUUUCCCAGCACAUCCGAAACAGCAGACAGCACGAGGAUUGCAGCAUGAAACAUCAACAGUGUAUCAAGGGUCAAUAUUGCUUCAGUCCAAUCUUGAUUUAGAAGGAACUUGAAAGUUGUCCCAUGGAUUGCAAAGGGCAGGUGACUCGGAGAGUAAAGAAAGCCUGCUGCCAUUUUGUUCUGUAAAAAGGUUUGUAAACAAAACAACACAAUUUUUGGCAUCAACCGCCUGUUUAUCAUGUGAAACCAAACUUUGUAUUUGUUUAUUGGAGAACCAUAACUUCACGUUGUUUCA
Molecule: messenger RNA, 3103 nt
Organism: Mangifera indica (mango)
Lineage: Eukaryota; Viridiplantae; Streptophyta; Magnoliopsida; Sapindales; Anacardiaceae
Product: inactive protein kinase SELMODRAFT_444075
Exons: 9
Coding region: 787-2808 (673 amino acids)
Biological process (GO): protein phosphorylation
Molecular function (GO): ATP binding; protein kinase activity
Source: RefSeq, a predicted model, not a curated record